UUGGUUAAAUGAUUUUUAAAAAUUGGAUUAAAAAAAUAAAAUGCUUUUUGAGGAAAAAUCUAUUCAAGAUAGUUGCUUUAUAUGAGAAAAUGCAAAGGAUGAUUAGGUUAAACCAUCUUUUCCAUUGAAGGAACAUUGAGCAUAAAAAAUUAAUUUAUAUUUGAAAACGGCUUGAUCUGGAUUUAUUUUCAGUUUAGCCCAUAUUUUGAAGAAUUGUACCUCUGUGAAGUGGAAAGUAAAAACAUGUUGGACUUGCACUGGUUGACGUCUUUGGAAAGCAGACCUUUAGUUUAAUUGUUUGAUAAGACUGCAUACUUCCAACCUUACAAGUUGAGAAUUAACAUUGUCCCAUGUCUUUGCAUAUUAGUGCAGUAGACUGAAAAUUCUUAGGAAAAUCUCCUCCUUUUCUUAAGUCUUUAGCUUUUUGCUGUUUGUUCUUCUUUCUAUGAACUCUUAGUCAUUUUGACCAGGAACUAAGGAGUUAAAUAAAGUUUUCCUAAUUUGCUGACCAUUUCAGGGCUCAUAAGCUUGGAUAAAAACUUGAUUGGCUCAUCAAGUAUGCCCUUUUUCAUGAAAGCGUUUUUCUGUAAGUGAAGAGACAAGGUUGUUGUUUCCCAGAAUUGUUAAAAGUUCUUGGGAAACACUUGUGAAUGGAUAAUUAUUUUAUGGAAUCUCAUCAUCUUACUAUUUUCAAAAGACUUGCUUGGAUUUUGAUGCAUCUUCCUUCAUUUGAAGUGCUUUUGGUUCCAUUUUUUCUGUUCUCAACACAUUUUGGCCUCACAGAUUUUGUGUGCUUAUUCACUUCUUCAGCUGAGGCUGCAGCAAAGACGGACAAGAGAACAGUUGGUGGACCAGGGAAUCAUGCCACCUUUGAAGAGCCCAGCUGCAUUCCAUGAGCAGAUCAAGAGCUUGGAAAGAGCCCGGACUGAAAACUUCCUGAAGCACAAGAUACGGAGUAGACCUGAUCGAUCAGAGUUAGUUAGAAUGCACAUUCUUGAAGAGACAUUUGCAGAGCCUUCUUUGCAGGCAACUCAGAUGAAACUGAAGAGAGCACGAUUGGCAGAUGAUCUAAAUGAGAAGAUUGCUCAACGGCCUGGCCCUAUGGAACUUGUGGAAAAAAACAUCCUACCUGUAGACUCUAGUGUUAAAGAAGCAAUUAUAGCGGUUGGCCAGGAAAACUAUCCUCAAGCUUUGGAUGAUUUUUCAUUUGAUGAGGACAGCAGUGAUGCAUUAUCUCCGGAUCAACCUGCUAGUCAGGAAUCCCAGGGUUCAGCAGCAUCUCCUGGUGAACCCAAGGCAAGAGAAGCACCCUCUCCAGUCACACUAAGCUCCACUUCUAACCAGUAUCCUGCAUUACCAACAUCAGUACCUGAAUUUCUCAAGCCAUGUGUCACAGAUCAACACACUACACGCUGUACAGCUGCUGCUCCCCUAACCACAAAUACUGUGGCUACAGUCAAACACUGCAGUGGGCCAACACUAAUAAAGCAAUCCCACCCCAAGAAUCCAAGUGACAAGCCUCGGAGCAAGAAAUGCAAAGAACCAAAGCCCAGAGUGAAGAAGCUGAAGUACCAUCAGUAUAUCCCACCUGAUCAGAAAGGUGAGAAGAAUGAGCCACAGAUGGACUCCAACUAUGCUCGCUUGCUACAGCAACAGCAGCUUUUUUUGCAACUACAGAUCCUGAGCCAACAGCAGCAACACUACAACUACCAGGCCAUUCUUCCUGCACCACUCAAGCCAGUGAGUGACAAACAGGGAAACACUGGGAAUGCACCACUGAAUAGCACAACUUCAUCAUCAGCCAGUAUGCCCAGACAGAACAGUAAUCUCACCCACAGAAAACCAGGACCUCUACCUUCUAGCUUGGAUGACUUAAAGGUAGCUGAACUGAAAAUGGAACUAAAGUUGAGAGGAUUGCCAGUGUCUGGAACUAAAAUGGACCUUAUUGAGCGUCUAAAACCCUAUCAGGACCUUAACAACAAUUCUAUCAGCACAAGUAAUAAAGUGGCAGGAACUCCUUCUGCUAAUGGUACCAAUAAUCCUGGGGAAGUAGCUGCAGUCUUCCCUGUUGCCACCUUAAAUAAGGCUGUUGUUAGUUCAGUUCCCAGCUUUUCUUCAGAAGCAGCAUCUGUUGGAAACGGCAACAAAUCAACACACAUGGAAAGUGUUGGCUCCCCUUUGCCCAUUUCCCCGUCUCCUUCGGAACAGUCCAGUCUCAGCACCGAUGACACCAGCAUGGCAGAGACUUUGACAGAAAUCAUGACCAUGAUGUCCCCAUCACAGUUCCCAAGCGCAUCACCUGUCAGGGUGACCACAAAUGAGGACAACCACAGCAGUGGCAGCAUGUCAGGCGUGGAGCUUGAUGCAGCAGAAAAGGAUCGUAAACUUCAAGAAAAGGAGAAGCAGAUUGAAGAGCUCAAAAGAAAACUGGAACAAGAGCAGAAACUCGUGGAAGUGCUGAAAAUGCAGCUUGAGGUUGAAAAGCGGGGUCAUCAGCAGCAACCCCAAACCACAGCUAAUCCAACACUGCUUUUGAAUCAGAAGCAGAUCAGUCCUGCUGUCAAAGAAGAAGGCACUUUAGCUGAUUGUUCUGAUGCCAGACAAUCAGUAUCUGAAGCCGGUCAUUCUUCAGGGCAACCAAUGUCAGUGGAUGUCCAGAACCUAGUUGCCAAAAAGGCUGUCAUUAUCAAGCAGGAAGUACCUUUGGCCAAAGCAGAACCACAAAAUGUCCUAUCUCAGUUUUAUGUAAGUUCACAGAGACAACCACAAACUGCUGUUGUUGCUCAGCCUCAAGCUUUACUUACUGCACAAGGAACAGCACAGCUGCUGCUACCACUGUCUCUUCAGGGCCCAAGUUCAGGAGCAUCAGUGCAAGUCCCUGUGGGCAAUAUUCAGGUACAGGCCCAGUCACAAGCUGGAAUUCCAACCGUGGCACACAUACCAGCUUCUUCUAGUUUGACCCAGAAAGUAUCACAGAUGCACACAGCAGUGCCCAGUCAGAAUGCUUCCCCACAGCACACACUUGCUCAGGCCCCACAAAACAGAAAGGUAUUUCCGCCUACCUCACCAAAUGCUGCGUUUUCCUAUCAGAAUCAGUCUGUAACAACUCUCCAGCAACCUUUGUUUAAUCAGGCACCAAAUGUCACAGUUCACUCAGGGAACCAGAUGCCCUUGGUGCAAAAUGGACCCAGUACUCCUCAGAAGCCUGCGUCCCCACCUCAGUCCCAUCCAUACAUUUUGCAACAAACUUUGUUCAGCAAUUCGGUAACAAAGACAAAAGACCCCCCACGCUAUGAAGAAGCCAUCAAACAGACUCGCAGCUUGCAAGCUUCUCAACGAGAGAUUGCUAAUGCACACAGCCAGCAGAUGGAUGACCUUUUUGAUAUCCUCAUUAAGAGUGGAGAGAUUUCCAUGCCUACCAAGGAAGAACCUUCUCUGAUUUCCAAAAUGAGACCAGUUACUGCCAACAUCACCACAAUGCCAGUGAACACAGUAGUGUCUCGUCCCCCGCCACAAGUCCAAAUGGCCCCACCUCUCUCCUUGGAACCAACAAGCAAUUUCUCGUUAUGUCUGGAGAACCAGCUGGAAGCUCUCCUGGAAGGAACGCUACCUUCAGGGAAUGGAAUGCCUCAGCUGCCAAGCAGUAGUGAAGAAAGGGAGUCUUUCUCUCUCAUUGAGGACCUUCAGAAUGACCUCCUUAAUCAUUCUGGCAUACUAGAUCACUCACAGACACCUAUGGAAACAUCCGAUUCGCAAUUCACCGCCAGUAAUUCCUGUUUAUCGCUUGACCUUCCGGACACAAAUUUAGACAACAUGGAGUGGUUAGACAUUACCAUGCCAAACACAUCAUCAGGAUUAACUCCACUCAGCUCAACUGCUCCAAGUAUGUUUUCAGCAGAUUUCCUUGAUUCACAGGAUCUACCAUUUCACUGGGAUUAACUGAAAAGGAGAAGCUUACUUGACCAUGGUUUCUAAAGCUCUGUCUACAGUAUAGGUCCACUGUUUUGCUAUCCUUCUUUCCAGGAUUAUUUUUCAAAAGGAUCUUUAGGAAUGGGGGUUUUUAAAUAAAAAUCAUAGGUAGUAAAAAUGGUUAAUUAUGUUCUACUAAGAUAAAAGCAUGACAAAUGGUUUUCUUACCCUUUGAAAAUUUAUCACUGGAAAGCAAUGAAAGAGGGUUGAUGGGGGAAUAGAGAUAAAAUCACAGGAGAGCAAAGAGUAUUUGGAUAAAGACAUAAUAUCCCUGCACCUGACUGAGCCAAGCUUAAGCUACAUUGUGAAAGCUGCGGUUGAAUUUUCAAAAAAUCUUACGGGAUUUUAUCAAAAGGUUGAAAUUGCAUUUGGAUUUCUUCAUGAAUAUAAAAUACCUCUUUCUCCCUAUGAGCUAAUUUUCAUACUGCAACAUUAGUUAUUUAACCACUUAGUUUACUUGGCAAAAUAGACUAAAGAUGUUCCUUUGAUUAAUGUGGCAUCAUAUUUUUUAAAAUUAGCUUUUAAUACAAGUACUUAAGAAAUUUUAGAUAGAAACGCCCAUCUUGCGAAUGCCUCUUCUGAGAUGUUGCCUAAUGCAACAUAAAUGUAUAUCAUGUAAAUACAAAGGAAAUACUUCUUUUUCCUUGACAAAUCAUAAGAAGCAUGCAGAAUUAACUGAUUAAGUAAUCAACUAAGAUUUCUUUAAUAAGGCCGCAGCUUAUUUAAUUUGUAUCCAUUUGAAAUAGGAAGUUAAUAGAAAAAUAUGCAAUAUGCCAUGUGUUUUUAUAUCAUCUGUUAUUAUCUAGAUGGUGAAACUAAGUAUUUUCAAACACUUAUUUGCAUACUUAAAACCAGUGUUACCACUGUUUUAAUUUGGAUCCAAAAAUGCCCUUACACAUGUAAGAACUGACUUCUAUUUGCAGAAAGGGCUGGUUUCCUCUUGUGCUGUAACAUUCCAUGAGAAAGCAGAAAUGAUAUGCAAAGACGUUCUUCUGCUUAUUGUAGUACUGUGUUUGUAGAGCACUGCUCAUGGCUAUUUGCUUUAGCUCACACAUCUUUUGAGUCCAGCUCUUAAGUCCACUGAAUUAAUGUUAAUGCUUUUAAAAUGAACAGAAAAAUCAAUGUUCUAGAAUCAGGUUCAGAAUUAAAAAUUCCUUUUAAUUUAAAUUAAAAUUUAAUUUAAAUUACAAGAAAAUUGUAGGCAGUAACAAAUUGUGUCAUUUCAUUAGCACAAAUGAUGUUGCAGUAAUGGAAACUAAAUUCCAGCCCAUGUGCAGGAGAAGGGUCCAACUAACCCUGUUGCACAACUGGUUGUGCAUUGUAUUUGUGCAGCUUGUUGUGCAAGCAUAAUGGGCAAAAGCUUGUGAGCUCUGCUACCACUCUGUGAAUUUCUAGCACUACAUAGUCAGAUCCUGCUCUGUGAUAUAUCAAUUUACGGCACAUAAUGCUCAGAUGCAAGGUAUUUUAAACUUGUUUGGAUUUUUUGCUUUUGAAAUAUUUUAAGUGGGCAAAGGAAGGUGUGAAAAUUGGCAUCCUGCUUGAUCUCCCUGACCUAGCAAGGCCAGUUAGCUCUGCCAAAAAGGUGUUAAGGGAAGGUCCCUUCAGGGCUCAUUGUAAGCGGGCAUUUUCCAGGUCAGCGCACUCUCUUUAUUAUCCGUAUCCACAGAUAAUAAGACCCUAGAAAGCCAUCAGAACAUCGAGCUCACUCUUGGCUGUUCCCAUUGGCAGUGAUGCGCCAGGACCCCAAGCUGAGUUCUGUCACCUCAUUUACUGCCUGCAUCUUUCAGCUGGAGAUUGAACCAGGCACCCACUGCGUGCGAAGCCUGAGCUCUGCUACUGAGCUGCACCUGAUAACUUCUUUGGGUAGAAGGAGCAGGAAUGCUUCAGUACAUCCAAGCUUGAACUGCCUCUGAUUCUCCAUAUCAGGUCCAUUUGCUGUAUAUCAGAUCCAGUGCUUGGAACAGCUGUACUAUGAUAGGUGAUCCUACUUGCUAUUUUAAUACCACAGUUGAUGAGCAGAAAAGUUGUCGCUUGGUGAGAAAGCUCUACUCUUUCUAACCAUGAAGAAAUGUGAAAACUGCAACUUUUCUACAAAAAUCUGAAUUUCAUAUUAAACCUAAUUCACUCAAACUUGUGAGGAGAAAUUAACCUUUCUUACACAUUUUUCUCUUUGCUUGCCAAGUGCACCAAAAUUAUCUGUCUUUCAAAAAUAAUGGAAUGAUAUCAAAAUUUGAAUUAUUCCUUAUCAGCAAGGUUUUGAUCCUGCAUUCAUGACCUUUAAAAAAAGUUAUGACCUGGCAUAAGCACUAAAAUGGAUGCUAAAACCUUUCAGCCAACAAGUAGCUGCAUAGCUUGAUGCAGAUUCAGUCUGUGUGCAGCAUUUGGAGCCAGUUGCACCGUUACAGUGCAUACCUGCAAUUUGUUUUCUCCUGGAGCCACAACUGUGAAGAUGCCAAUUCAGGUUUGCUUUAGAGUCAGCCGGGACCUUGAUGCUGUGGAAAGUGCUUAGCAGGGUAGCUUCACACCAGAAAAUAAGCUGUACAUCCAUUUGGGACCCAUAUUUGGGGGCAUGUUUGUCUUGGUACUGCCACAGGUUAUUUGGGGGCUGUACAGUCACGAGUUGGAUACGAUGCUGCGGAAUAACUGCAGUACAUUUUCGUUGCCUUGACCCGCGGCUUAGGAGACUUUAUAAUUGGCGAAUAUGAAAGGGUUUGAGAGAUUACUUGCUUUCAGCUUUACCAUUCCGUUUGGCUCUCCUUUGAUGGAGGCUAAUCUUUUGAGGUGCUGAGUAUUUCCCAGUGAUAUGCUAAGUCUCAUUUUCUUUCACAUGCGUUGAUUUGAGUUGAGAUACUUAGCACUCUGAUGGAGCCUAUCCUAAAUAUAAUAGGAAGAGAAGUGAGUUUGGAGCUCUGCCCUGCUUUGAGCUAGUAUAUAUCCUGUGAUGUGCCGUAUACAAUAUUACAGACCAAAGAAGAUAGAUCCAAGAUUGAACCUACUGUCUGUACCUCGUACUUAAAUGUUACAGGGAUGAAUAGGUAACAAAGUUUGUAGAUUUUUUUUUUGUUUUAUUUGUUUUUGAAGCUUUAGGCUGGGCCAAAGUCCAAAUAGAAGGAAGUUGUAUGCAUGCAGGAAGCAUAUAUACAGUGUUUAUUUGACUUUUCAUGUGGCAAAGCCUGCUAUUAAAAGGAACUUGACUCUGCAAAGGAAUCUCUGUCUGCAUACAUAGUCUAUGCUUGUGUGCAUCUCUCUCCUCUUUGGAUCCUGGCCCAGUGCAAACAGGCAUGAAAAGAAGGCCAUACAUCCUAGCGAACAGUCGAUUCCUUGUGACUGUGAGACAACAGCUUGUAUCGUCAUGCGUAUUUACUACACAGUGCUUCUUAAACAUUUUGAAGUGGGCCCUCCUGUAAACUUCACUCAGCUUUUCAGGACCACCUUGUAAACUGAUCCUACCAUUUGAGCCUUAUUUUCCCACUCUACAACAGAAAAUACAAAGGUGAUCACAUCAGUAGUAAACAUUGAGCGAUUGAGCAAUUUUGAGUGUUAAUAUACAUAUUCAUAUAUCAUACAAUUUGUAUUAUAUAUAGUAUGCACGCGCAAGUGGUUAUACACAUACUUUACCCAGGAUUUAUUUGAAUAGCCCCAACACAUGAUACAUGGAAAGAGAGUGAACAGCCCUGUCGUGAGUCGUUAACCUGGUUUUCAAAAAAAAAAAAAAAAAGCGUUCUGAAAGUUGCAAUGGGAAGCAUCUCAGGAACAUCUACCAGGAAGCACCUACCGGGAGCACAUCAGAACAGUUUGAGAAGCACUUUGCCACAGCUUAUCAGAAACAUCGGCUAUCUUCCUUGGUUCAAAUGUGCCACAGUUGAGUCAGUUUGUCUGUCAGAUGCACCACAGCUUUCUGUCAUCUUACUGCUACGGACUGGCUAGGGUACUCCCAGCCAACUGGCGGAGUACAUGUAAAUAAUCUCGCUUAAAAUUGAUGUACUGUGUGAUGCUGCACUGCACAAACAGCUGUGCAAACCCGCAGGAGCAUGUGCGACCCAGAACCCCGGAACAAAAUCCCUUCAGGCGUGUAAUAACCUAUAUAGAACUUUUUUCUGCAAAAAAAUCAAUGAGGGAUCAUGAAAAGUUUGUAACAAGAUUAUUUAUUUUUUAGAGUAGGGAUGUGUGAUAUUUUCUGUGCAUUUCAGAAUAGAGCUUUAUUAUGAAACAUUUCUAAAAAUGGUUUGCUAUUCAUCAUGUUAUGGGAUGUGCAGCCUAUUGUACAAUAAUUACCAUAUGUAUGUGAAACUGGUAUUUGUGAAAAAUUUAUAUAUGUGUAUGUACAGUCGCUUGAGUAAUUUUUGUGCACUUGACAAUUUUUUGUAACAUAAGGUAUUUUAAAUCUUUAUCUUUAAAAAUGAGAUUACUCAGUCAUGUGACUGUCACUACUAGUGUGGUCUUUUACAGUGCACAAAUGGUUAAAAUGUGUUUGACAGUAAUGAGCAUGCCCUCUUUGCUAGAGUGAGCUUCGGCCGCAGAUCCGUUGUCUUCAGAUAUUACUUUAGCCUGGUUUCUUCAUUUGUAGCAAUGGCCCACUCAUGGGAACUUAAGGGUCUUCCCAUAAUUGCAGCUUUUGUCAUCCAGAGUGUCUAUUUUGGAGUUUCAGUUGGAGUGGAAGUUGUUGUGGGAGAACAACCACAUGCUUCUUUUGUGCAACUGCCUCUCUCAUUGAUAGCCGUUCUUGGGUUUACUAUGUGUAGGCUUGCAGAAAUAACUGUUUCAUCCUGAUUUCACAAAAAUAACAAUAUAAUAUGUAUAAUAAUUACAAUAAAUGCUUAAUUCAUUGGAAAGGUGGUGGUAGUGGGGGAGAACAGUCUGCAGUCCUGAUCACCCAGGGUUAAAUCCCAAGUUAGUCCUACUUGGACUAGCCCAUUGAAAUGAAAGGGAGUUAAAUUAGUAGGUGCUGAUGGAGUAUGUUCAGAAUUUAGCGGAACUGAUUUCUGAGUAAACCUGUUGAGGAUUGCACUUCAUUUUUGUAUUUUAAAAAAUCAGUAGUUAUCAAUUGAAUAUACAGGUUGGACAGCAUCAGUGGCCCAAGCUGUGUUGUGUUACACCAUUUAUUUUGGAAGAAUCCUGUCCCAGCCCUAUGAAAUUCUAAGGGGGUGCUCACAAAUUGUAUGCAUAUUUAGGCAGAGAAAAGGCCUACAACCCCCAGCAUGUCACAGCCAGUCAUUUUGGCUUGGGCACGGUGGGUUGUGGGCCUUGUCUAUGUCUCAACAGGCAUACAGUUCCGCUUUUACCACCGAUGUUUCAUUCUUCUCUCUUUCUGUGUUUUCCAACUGCCCCAUAGUUCCGAACAGCAGAGAACCAUAGGCUACCAUAACGAGGAAAGCAUUGUGAAAUGGGGGUGCGGGGCAUUCAGAAACUAGUUGAGUGAAAAUCAAAACUUCAUGAAUGGCACCAAUGCAACAGUCAUUUAAAUUCUGCUAAGCCCCGCGGGAAUCAAUGGAACCCAAACGUACUUCACUUCGGCUGGAUUGUGCCUGUGCUCUCAUGCAGGUUUAAAAGCUGUAGUGCAGCGCUGCCAUUAAACGGACCUUAAAUGGUGGUAGUGAUACGAGUUCUGUUUGAACUGGAAUAAGCAAACUACUGUUGCACAUAUUUUUGGAUGAGCAAACUCUUUAGUGAGAAGAGGCUAACGUAUGAAAUGCCGCAUCUUGUAAAACAAAACAAAACUAGGCUGCAGCCGCAUCCUCGCGAGCCGCACUCUGUUGCUUUUCAAACAAAUACACCGAGUUAAGGAGUGUUACAAGGACAGUAAAGGAUGACUUCUGCCUAGUGAUCCUAACUGGGAAAUAAAUAGAGAUUUGAUUUUAGAAACUCUCUCGCCCAUUUGAUUACGCUGCAAUAAAUCUUACACUGUGUUUAACAACGUGACAUUGUGACGAAUCUGAACAAACCCUGACUUAACUGCAAUUCAGUGUUUGAAAGGCAGCCUGCUCUGCUUUGCCUGCUGCUGAGCGCAGGAUGCAGGGAUGCACCUGAUCAUAUGCACCCUAACGCAUCAUCUGGCAAAGUGUGAAUUGUACAGAAGGCACUGAGUGCCUUCUCUGCUUUCCUAAUGCAAACCAUGAAGCCAGCAUUUUAAGAUUUAAGUUUUACAGAGGAUGCUAUUUGAAAGGAUCCAGAGCCUUAAAUGAGUGGUGAGAGGAAGACCACAUGUAAGAAGAACCAAAGCACCGCCACCAGCUGCUGCCAAGGAGCGCCUGCCUUCGUUUCAGUUAGAACAAGCAUAGGAGUGCCCUGCCUCUGCCCCGCCUCAGAGAUCCUCCACGGGAAUUUUUACUUUAAAUUGAAGAUGUAGAUAUUUUUGAGAUGGCUAUUGUUUUGCUGUCUAGCCGUGCGGAUUCCUUUUGUUAAGUUGUGAAACUAAACUAUGACAUGAGCACAGAUGUUCACAUAAGGGAAGUCCUUUUCCUUUGUUGUGUUGCUUGAAGUAGAAAUUGUGUUUAGCAUGAUGGUUGUUUCUCUUCUUCUUUUCAUACUCACCAUUAUGUCUUAGCAUCUCACUUUAUGAAAAAAAGAAGAUAGCUACCAGUCUGUACAGACCUUUCAUUUAAGAGCUAGAGUAAAGAAAAACAAUCAUUCUGGCAAGCUGAGCAUCCCGUGGUUCAUUGCCUUUGUAAAAGAAACCAUGAUGCCUUUGUAUUUGCUGUUUGCACCCCUAAAAUCAAUUCCAUAUGUUGAUUUUUGCCAUGUUUUGCACAUUGUACUGUAUAUAUGUAAUGCAUACUGUAUUUUUAUAUGUGUAAUUCAUUUAUCAUAUAUUUUGUACAUAGUGGCAAUAUUGUAGCUAAGGAGAAAAUGUUUAUCUCUGCAAUUUUUGCAAUAUGUGUGUCAAAUAAACAAGUUAAUAUA
Messenger RNA from Varanus komodoensis (Komodo dragon), 10869 nucleotides. It is a transcript of the gene MRTFB, whose product is annotated as myocardin related transcription factor B. The record is from RefSeq and is a predicted model, not a curated record. NCBI's taxonomy places the organism in Eukaryota, Metazoa, Chordata, Lepidosauria, Squamata, Varanidae. Gene Ontology annotation, biological process: smooth muscle cell differentiation. The coding region runs from base 862 to 3939 and encodes 1025 amino acids. The transcript has 15 exons.